Messenger RNA from Marmota flaviventris (yellow-bellied marmot), 2354 nucleotides. RefSeq names its product C-C motif chemokine receptor 9 (gene Ccr9). Gene Ontology annotation, biological process: cell chemotaxis; calcium-mediated signaling; immune response. Lineage: Eukaryota; Metazoa; Chordata; Mammalia; Rodentia; Sciuridae. Gene Ontology annotation, molecular function: C-C chemokine receptor activity; C-C chemokine binding. Gene Ontology annotation, cellular component: external side of plasma membrane; membrane. The record is from RefSeq and is a predicted model, not a curated record.
AGCACCCUUCUCCCUCCUCCCCUGACCCACUGUCACCUGUGUCCUCCGUGGUGCAUUGCCACGAAGUCUUGCCCUCGUUUGUUCAGUGAUCCUGCGUGCCAUGCACUUUGCGAGAAACUUCCAGGGUGGCAAAGAAGGAGGCUUGACGUGACCCAUCAUGACUCCCACGGAAUUCACAAUCUUUAUUCCUAAUAUGUCUGACGACUACAGCUACGAGUCCACAUCGUCCGUGGACGACUACAUGAACUUCAACUUCACUGAACUCUUCUGUAAGAAAAACAACGUCAGGCAGUUUGCGAGCCACUUCCUCCCUCCCCUGUACUGGCUCGUGUUCAUCGUGGGCACCUUGGGCAACAGCCUGGUCGUCCUCGUCUACUGGUACUGCACCAGAGUGAAGACCAUGACCGACACGUUCCUUUUGAAUUUGGCAAUUGCUGACCUUCUCUUUCUCAUGACUCUUCCCUUCUGGGCCAUCGCCGCUGUUGACCAGUGGAAAUUCCAUACUGUCAUGUGCAAGGUCGUCAACGGCAUGUACAAGAUGAACUUCUACAGCUGCGUGUUGCUGAUCAUGUGCAUCAGCGUGGACAGAUACAUCGCCGUUACCCAGGCCACUAAAGCCCAGACCUGGAGGCGGACAAGGCUUCUGUACAGCAAGAUGGUUUGCUUGAGCAUCUGGGUGGUGGCAGUAGCACUCUGCAUCCCGGAAAUCCUGUACAGCCAGGUCCAGAGGGAAUCUGACCUCACCAUCUGCACCAUGGUCUACCCUAGGGACGACAGUAUCAGACUGAAGUUAACCGUCCUGACCCUGAAGGUCAUCUUGGGGUUCUUCUUGCCCUUUAUGGUCAUGGUUUGCUGCUACACCAUUAUCAUCCACACCCUGAUGCAAGCCAAAAAGUCGUCCAAGCACAAGGCCCUCAGGGUGACCAUCACUGUCCUUACCGUCUUUGUCUUAUCUCAGUUCCCCUACAACUGCAUUCUGUUGGUGCAGACCGUAGAUGCCUACACCAGGUUCAUUUCCAACUGUGCCAUCUCCACCAACAUCGACAUCUGCUUCCAGGUCACCCAGGUCAUGGCCUUCUUCCACAGCUGCCUGAACCCCGUUCUCUAUGUUUUCGUGGGGGAGAGAUUCCGCCGGGAUCUUGUGAAAACCCUGAAGAACUUGGGUUGCAUUAGCCAGGCCCAGUGGGUCUCGUUCACGAGGAGAGAGGGCAGCUUGAAACUGUUAUCGAAUUUGCUGGACACCACCAGCUCCCUGUGAGGGCGCCUCUCUCUGAAGCAGAUGGUCCUUUCGGAAGUAAGGAGACACAGUUUACCCACCGAGGGGGCCAGGGAGAAACCAAAGAGUAAAAUGGAAACGAGAAAAAAAAAAAUGUCAGAAAGGAAUUCAAACUGAAUAUAUUUUCCAAAACAGAGUUUUCAAAACUGACCAUUCUAGAAGGCCACCGACUGACCCUCAUCUGUGAUCAUUGCAGUUUUCAGGGGAAGAUUAGUGACCAGCAGUGAGGCCCACCCUGGCUUUGCACUUGACUGGACAUUCAUGUCAUUGGCCUCUGGAGCAGGUGCUGGAUUUUCUAGGGCCUGUGAAUUGCUGUGACUUCCAAAAGGGGACUCAGGAGCACUGCCCACUACCAUAGUCCACAAAGGCAGAAGGUUUCAUGAAAGCUCCCAUCUUUGGGAAGUUUCCUCCCUGGUUUUGGGCCAAACACCCAUGUCACAUCUUACAGAUUUGUGAUCUUGACUUUUUCCAAACCAUCUCAGACCUAAUUCUCCCCUGGUCUCCUUGAUCCCUUCUGGGCCGGGGGUGGGGGUGCGUGUAGGGGCCCUUGUUCCUGUUUUGAAAUUUGUCUGCAGGAUGAGCAGUGAGCCUCCUGGACAACUGGCCACACCACCAGGAGUCUGUUGGCUUCUAAGUCAUUUAUGUGACCUGAUGGAGGUUCUGUGACUCACCUUGGGGUUGAUGUGGGUGAGGAUUCAGGUGGUCCACUGAUACCCUGACAGGGAGAUUGACAGUCUGGAUUAGUGGGCACCAGCCCUGGCGUGGUGGCAGCCUCUCUCAGCUGAGUGGCACUUGCGGUUGGUCCACCCUGUCUGCUCCCUGUCUGCUCCCUAUCAGAUGGGCUGGCUCUUUGGUCCUUUGGUCCUCUUCCUUGAGGCUACUGGAAGGGAUUCUGCCUCUGGGAUGCAUCUCCUUUUCUCAUUCCAUAGAGCUAAUGUUUAAAAAGCUUUCAACUUUGGAGAUUAGGCUGAAAGAUGUGUAAUAUAACUCACUUUUGGGGGGUAUGUACAGGGGAUUGAACUCAGGGGCACUGGACCACUAAGCCACAUCCCCAGCUCUGUUUUGUAUUGUAUUUAGA